AUGCUUGGCCUCACGAUAGCAGCCGUACAAGCUGGAAAUGGACGACAUUUCUCCGUGCUCAGCGACGAGCAAAAGUCCGGUGCUAUAUUGUACACCCUCGCGGGCUUCCCUCCCGGUAUAUUCUCGUUCGGAAUCCCCAAGCUGGCCGUGGUUGCUCUCCUAACGAGAAUCACCAACCCUAGCCGAAAACAUAGGAUAUUCCUGUGGGCUAUGACCGGUGGUUGUUUGUUGAUUCUGUUUGGCUGUGUCAUCAUCAUCUUCGCACAGUGUACGCCGUCUCGGUCGCAGUGGGACUUCUCCGUCCAGGGUACUUGCUGGAGCCCAUGGAUCCUGAUCUACUACGCCAUCGUAGCUGGAACCAUCUCCGCCGUCGUGGACCUCUACCUCGCGAUAUAUCCCGCCGUUGUUCUGUAUGGACUACAAAUCAACCUCAAGAAGAAGAUAGCCUUGAGUGCCGCGCUGGGACUGGGUUCUAUUGCGGCAGCCGUAGCUGUGUACAAGUCGACUCGACUUCCAGCGCUUGCGAGCCCUGACUUCAGCUACGAUACGGCCGACAUCACCAUCUGGACCAGUAUCGAGGGAAACUCUAUCAUCAUCGGCGCCUGCAUACCGACUUUGCAGCCAUUAUUUGACCGCAUCUUUGGCCGGGGAAUCUUUGGUAGCUCACGCGGUGAGCAAGGUCCAAGUGGGUACAGAUCGCGUAGUCGGUCGGGUGUGAAGCUCGCUACAAUCGGGAGCAAGACUCUUCGGUCAGCCAAGCAGCAUGGGAAGUCGGGCGUGUCUGAAACAACCCUGGGCCACGAUAGCCAGGACAGUAUCUUGAGCCCGGGCUUUCGGAAUGGUAGCGAGGAGAGUAAAGUGGAGCCAAGCUCUGGCAUUACGCGAACGCAACACUUGACAGUCGAGUACGAGGAUGUCACCGAGCAGACGAGGCCGAGUUAUAGUCCUUGUGACACACGAAGAUAG
Messenger RNA from Alternaria novae-zelandiae, 966 nucleotides. RefSeq lists its product as uncharacterized. The record is from RefSeq and is a predicted model, not a curated record. Lineage: Eukaryota; Fungi; Ascomycota; Dothideomycetes; Pleosporales; Pleosporaceae. The transcript has 4 exons. Bases 1 to 966 code for a protein of 321 amino acids.